UCCCUUGAGGAAAACAAAGCAGCAUCAACUUCCGGUCGACAGUUAGCUCACUGUUCGUUCAACAUUUCUGCUCAGGGAUUUACUGCACAUUUCGCUGAGUUAUAAGUUACCGGGUUAUGCUGUGAUGUCGGCGAGCUCCAAGAGGAGACGAGCCUCCUCUCCCUGCAGCAGCAGCGCUGCCAGCGGAGGCGCGGAUUUGGCUGCCUCGACUCCUGGGAGAAAAAGAAAGAGAACUUCAUAUAUUCCUCCUGUGGAUACAAUUGCUGUAUGUCACGGACUGUUCCACGCUGUCAGGGACUAUAAGGAUGACCAGGGGAGGCAGCUUUGUGAGGUUUUCCUUCGGGUACCAAAGAGGAGGAAUCAGCCUGAUUAUUAUGAAGCAGUUUCCCAGCCCAUCGACAUGACAAAAAUCCAGAACAAGCUCAUAUCCGAGGAGUAUAACGAUGUGGAGCAGCUUACUGCCGACUUCCAACUGAUGUACAACAAUGCCAGAUCCUUCUACAAACCUGACAGUGAGGAGUACCAAGCAGCAUGUAAGCUUUGGGACGUGUAUCUGCAAUCAAAGAAUGAGUUUGUGCAGCCUGGAGAUGGAGAGGAUGAAGAUGGGGAUGAUAUAGAGGAGAAUCCAUGGCUAUCUGCUGAAGAAGAGACACCAGGCAGCAGUCUGAAGGAGGUUCUUGAGCAGCUUUUGGAGGCGAUCGUGUUCCACACCGAUUCCUCGGGGCGAUGUGUCAGCGAGUUUUUCCAGAAACUGCCUUCGAAAGUGCAAUACCCAGACUACUACGCUAUUAUAAAGGAGCCAAUAGAUCUGAGAAUGAUUGCUCAGAGAAUACAGAUUGGACAUUAUAAAUCUAUCAGUGCUAUGACGAAGGACAUUGACCUCAUGACCAAAAAUGCCAAGACUUACAACGAACAAGGAUCUCAGAUUUUCAAGGAUGCUAACACCAUAAAGAAAGUAUUUAUCCAAUUAAAGACUGAACUUGAACACGCUGAACCUACAUCGAGCGUCCUCAUCAGGUCUGGACAGGGGGGCCUUCUCUCCAGCGGUACUGUUGCUCUUCAAUAUGGCUCAGAAAGUGAGGAAGAUCCUGUGCUUUCAGGAGGACACUUCAAUCUGGACAAUGACCCUGAAGUCAACAGACUCAGCUCAGUAUGGCAACAGCAAAGCUGGCAAUCGGACGGAACUCAUGGGCAGUACAUGGACGAAACGGGUCUCUGCUGGGUUUGGCAGUCCUGUCACCAAAACACCAGAGGUGGUGACAUGGAAGUCAAGGACGAGAAGAUAGAUGACCUUGGACUUAAAAUGGUUGACGUGGCGUGUGCAGGUGGUGACAUGGAAGUCAAGGACGAGAAGAUAGAUGACCUUGGACUUAAAAUGGUUGACGUGGCGUGUGCAGGUGGUGACAUGGAAGUCAAGGACGAGAAGAUAGAUGACCUUGGACUUAAAAUGGUUGACGUGGCGUGUGCAGGUGGUGACAUCGAAGUCAAGGACGAGAAGAUAGAUGACCUUGGACUUAAAAUGGUUGACGUGGCGUGUGCAGGUGGUGACAUGGAAGUCAAGGACGAGAAGAUAGAUGACCUUGGACUUAAAAUGGUUGACGUGGCGUGUGCAGGUGGUGACAUCGAAGUCAAGGACGAGAAGAUAGAUGACCUUGGACUUAAAAUGGUUGACGUGGCGUGUGCAGGUGGUGACAUGGAAGUCAAGGAAGAGAAGAUAGAUGACCUUGGACUUAAACUGGUUGACGUGGCAUGUGCAGAUGGUGACAUGAAAGUCAAGGAAGAGAAGAUAGAUGACUUUGGACUUAAACUGGUUGACGUGGCGUAUGCAGAUGGUAACAUAGAAGUCAUGGACGAGAAGAUAGAUGACCUUGGACCUAAACUGGUUGACGUGGAGUAUGCUGGUGGUGACAUGAAAGUCAAGGACGAGGAUGAUGAUGCUCCUGUGACACCUUCGAUGCCUCAAAUGCAAAGCUCUCUGUCAAGUGACAUGGACAUCAUGCCAUACACACCUUCCCAAGCCUCUCCAAAGGUGAUGGGUUUAUCAAAGAGAGGAGCAAAGAGGAAAAUGAAUAUGAGUGGCUACAUUCUUUUCAGCAGCAAAAUACGGCCUUUCGUCAAAGCUCGGCACCCAGACCUUUCGUUCGGAGAGCUGAGUCGAUUAGUAGGCACAGAGUGGAGGAACCUCGAAGCUUCCAAAAAAGCAGUGUUUGAAGAGUGUGCCGCAAAACUUGCGGAACAGCAAGAACCCGAGAGGCCACCCCAAGAGCAAGCUUCCCCUCGAGCAGGGAAAAUCUACAAAUCUACAAAGAACUCCGAAUACCUCACCCCUCUUCAGCAGAAGUUGAAUGAGCUCUACGAUUCAGUGCAAAACUUUACUGACUGCAGAGGUCGUUGUCUAAGCAAGAUCUUCCACCAUCUUCAAAUUCAUUCCGAGUUGCCCGACGAUAACGCUGCAAUCAAGAAACCUAUUAACAUGGAGCGCAUCAGAAGCCAUAUGGCCACAUGCCGUUACCAAGACGUGGAUGCUCUGGUAGAGGACUUUGCUCUCAUGUUCAACUAUGUUUGCAUGUACAACGAGCCAGAGUCUCUGAUAUAUCGAGAUGCUUUAGUGCUGCAUCGGGUUUUACUGGAGACACGAAAGCAGCAAGGAGGGGAAGACUCUGGGCCCCCAGCAGUGAGGCUUCUGGUGAGGGAGCUCAUCAGGAACCUCUUUGUUUCUGUAAUGAGCCACCAGGACGAGGAGCGUCGAUGCUAUAGUGACUCGCUGGCCAAGAUUCCUGCUGUGGAUCCUGCUGCCCCUGAGAAACCACCUCUCAACUUUGAAAUAAUCCAAAUGAACGUGGAGCGUGGUCACUACAGGAGGCUGGACGUCUUUCAGGAGCACAUGUUUGAAGUGUUGAAGAAGGCAAGGAGGCUACACAGGACAGACUCAAAGAUAUUUGAAGAUGCAGUGGAGCUGCAGUACUUUUUAAUCAAGACCAGGGAUGAGUUAUGCAAGAAUGGAGAGAUCCUAAUGUCCACUGCACUCCAUUACACUUUGAAACUCUUACAAAGUGAUGUAGAUCUGGAAAAAAGAGAGAAAAUUCCCAGAGAGAUUGAGGAGGAUAAGAAAAAAGCAAAAGAGAAACGGGAGAAAAACAAAGAUAAAAAAGAGGGAACAACCCAUUAUGUACAAAGAGAUCCCUGGGAACCAAAUCCUCUUCUCAAGUAUGUAAAGGAAUGCUCCUUUGACAACAUCACCUACAGCGUGGGAGAAUUUGUCUAUGUAGAGCCAUCAGAAGUGUACUUCAAGCCUCACAUUGUCUGCAUUGAUCGUCUGUGGGAAGACAGCACUGGUGUGAUGUGGCUCUAUGGCUGCUGGUUAAAGCGGCCAAGUGAAACUAUUCACCAUGUUUCAAAAACGUUUCUGGAAAAAGAAGUCUUCAAGAGCUACUACUACAACAGAGUGCCCAUCAGUAAAGUUCUCGGCAAAUGUGUGGUUCUUUCUGUGAAGGAUUACUUCGAAAUGCAACCUGAGGGCUUCAAACCUAUAGAUGUGUAUGUGUGUAAGUCCCGCCAAGGUGUUAAAGCCAGGUCCUUCAAGAAAAUCAAAGUUUGGAACAUGCCACAGAGUCCAGUAAAGUUGGUGCGCCGGGUGGUGCCUCUGCCCGUCGUUUAUGCCUCCAGAUUUACAGAACCGGACCUGGACAAAGCGUCCUUCUCUCAUGCAAACCCCGGCAGUUUCGAGGACAAGGAGCGAGAGGAUGUUCCCAUGGAGAUAAAUGGAGCCGAGCCAGGCUGCCAGUACUUUGAACAGUUAUGCUACAAUAACAUGAGGUUUAAACUUGGAGACUGCGUAUAUAUCCAAUCACAUGGAUUGUCAAAGCCCCGGGUUGCCAGAAUUGAGAAGCUGUGGUUGCAGAAUGGAACCACCUUCUUCUUUGGACCUAUUUUCAUUCAUCCUGAGGAAACGGAGCACGAACCCACAAAGAUGUUUUACAAGAGAGAGGUUUUUCUAAGUCACCUGGAGGAAACCUUGCCCAUGACUUGUGUCCUAGGCAAAUGUAUGGUGUCCUCCUUUAAGGAGUACCUGUCAUGCAGACCUACAGAAUACACCGAGGAGGACAUCCUGCUGUGUGAGAGCAGCUACAUUGAGACAGAGAAACAAGUGAAAAAGUUAGAGGGUCUGAAGCGCUUCUCAUAUUCUUCCAAAGUGGUGGAGGAUGAGAUUUACUAUUUCAGAAAACUCUAUGAACCACAGAAGGAAGCUUCACCCUUUUUGGACAAGAAGAUAGAUGAGCUUGAACUUAAAUUGGCAGACAUGGACGAGGAUGAAUGUGCUCCUGUGACACCUUCAAUGCCUCAAAUGCAAAGCUCUCUGUCAAGUGACAUGGACAUCAUGCCAUACACACCUUCCCAAGCCUCUCCAAAGGUGAUGGGUUUAUCAAAGAGAGGAGCAAAGAGGAAAAUGAAUAUCAGUGGCUACAUUUUUUUCAGCAGCAAAAUGCGGGCUGUCUUCAAAGCUCGGCACCCAGACCUGUCGUUCGGAGAGUUGAGUCGAUUAGUAGGCACAGAGUGGAGGAACCUCGAAGCUUCCACAAAAGCAGAGUAUGAAGAGUGUGCCGCAAAACUUGCGGAACAGCAAGAACCCGAGAGGCCACCCCAGGAGCGAGCUUCCCCUCCUGCAGGUACCCCUGUGGGGGCACUGAUGGGGGUAGAUGAGCUUGAACUUAAACUGGCAGACAUGGAGGAUGGACAUGAUGACAUGGAAGACAUGGACAAGGAUGAUGAUGCUCCUGUGACACCUUCAAUGCCUCAAAUGCAAAGCUCUCUGUCAAGUGACAUGUACAUGAUUCCAUACACAGAGGAAGACUAUAGACCACCGGCAGUGGGUCGUCGGGUCAUGGAGCUCCUCAGGAAACUCUAUGUUUCUGUAAUGAGACACCAGAGCAGGAAGCACCGAUGCUAUAGUGACUUUCUGGCUGAGAUUCCUGCUGUGGAUCCUGCUGCCCCUGAAAAACCACCUCUCAACUUUGAAAUAAUCCGAAUGAACCUGGAGCGUGGUCGCUACAGGAGGCUGGACGUCUUUCAGGAGCACAUGUUUGAAGUGUUGAAGAAGGCAAGGAGGCUACACAGGACAGACUCAAAGAUAUUUGAAGAUGCAGUGGAGCUGCAGUACUUUUUAAUCAAGACCCGGGAUGAGUUAUGCAAGAAUGGAGAGAUCCUAAUGUCCACUGCACUCCGUUACACUUUGAAACACUUACAAAGUGAUGUAGAUCUGGAAAAAAGAGAGAAAAUUCCCAGAGAGAUUGAGGAGGAUAAGAAAAAAGCAAAAAAAGGGAAACGGGAGAAAAACAAAGAUAAAAAAGAGGGAACAACCCAUUAUGUACAAAUAGAUCCCUGGGUACCAAAUCCUCUUCUCAAGUAUGUAAAGGAAUGCUCCUUUGACAACAUCACCUACAGCGUGGGAGAAUUUGUCUAUGUGGAGCCAUCAGAAGUGUACUUCAAGCCUCACAUUGUCUGCAUUUAUCGUCUGUGGGAAGACAGCGCUGGUGUGAUGUGGCUCUAUGGCUGCUGGUUGAAGCGGCCAAGUGAAACUAUUCACUUGGCUUCACAAACGUUUCUGGAAAAAGAAGUCUUCAAGAGCUACUACUACAACAGAGUGCCCAUCAGUAAAGUUCUCGGCAAAUGUGUGGUUCUUUCUGUGAAGGAUUACUUCGAAAUGCAACCUGAGGGCUUCAAACCUGCAGAUGUGUAUGUGUGUGAGUCACGCUAUGGUGUUAAAGCCAGGUCCUUCACGAAAAUCCAAAAAUGGUCUUUGCCAAAGAGUCCAGUAAAGUUGGUGCCCCGGGAGGUGCCUCUGCCCGUCGUUCGUGUGCCCUCUAUGUUUGCCAAACCGAACCUGGACAAAGCGUCCUUCUCUCAUGCAAACCCCGGCAGUUUUGAGGACAAGGAGCGAGAGGAUGUUCCCAUGGAGAUAAAUGGAGCCGAGCCAGGCUGCCAGUACUUUGAACAGUUAUGCUACAAUAACAUGUGGUUUAAACUUGGAGACUGCGUAUAUAUCCAAUCACAUGGAUUGUCAAAGCCCCGGGUUGCCAGAAUUGAGAAGCUGUGGUUGCAGAAUGGAACCACCUUCUUCUUUGGACCUAUUUUCAUUCAUCCUGAGGAAACGGAGCACGAACCCACAAAGAUGUUUUACAAGAGAGAGGUUUUUCUAAGUCACCUGGAGGAAACCUUGCCCAUGACUUGUGUCCUAGGCAAAUGUAUGGUGUCCUCCUUUAAGGAGUACCUGUCAUGCAGACCUACAGAAUACACCGAGGAGGACAUCCUGGUGUAUGAGAGCAGCUACAUUGAGACAGAGAAACAAGUGAAAAAGUUAGAGGGUCUGAAGCGCUUCUCAUAUUCUUCCAAAGUGGUGGAGGAUGAGAUUUACUAUUUCAGGAAACUCUAUGUACCACAGAAGGAAGCUUCACCCUUUUUGGACAAGAAGAUAGAUGAGCUUGAACUUAAACUGGCAGACAUGGACGAGGAUGAAUGUGCUCCUGUGACACCUUCAAUGCCUCAAAUGCAAAGCUCUCUGUCAAGUGACAUGGACAUCAUGCCAUACACUGAGGAAGACUCUGGGUCACCGGCAGUGGGUCGUCGGGUCAUGGAGCUCCUCAGGGACCUCUAUGUUUCUGUUAUGGGACACCAGAAAAAGAAGCGCCGAUGCUAUAGUGACUUUCUGGCUGAGAUUCCUGCUGUGGAUCCUGCUGCCCCUGAGAAACCACCUCUCAACUUUGAAAUAAUCCGAAUGAACCUGGAGCGUGGUCGCUACAGGAGGCUGGACGUCUUUCAGGAGCACAUGUUUGAAGUGUUGAAGAAGGCAAGGAGGCUACACAGGACAGACUCAAAGAUAUUUGAAGAUGCAGUGGAGCUGCAGUACUUUUUAAUCAAGACCCGGGAUGAGUUAUGCAAGAAUGGAGAGAUCCUAAUGUCCACUGCACUCCGUUACACUUUGAAACACUUACAAAGUGAUGUAUAUCGGGAAAAAAGAGAGAAAAUUCCCAGAGAGAUUGAGGAGGAUAAGAAGAAAGCAAAAGAGAAACGGGAGAAAAACAAAGAUAAAAAAGAGGGAACAACCCAUUAUGUACAAAGAGAUCCCUGGGUACCAAAUCCUCUUCUCAAGUAUGUAAAGGAAUGCUCCUUUGACAACAUCACCUACAGCGUGGGAGAAUUUGUCUAUGUGGAGCCAUCAGAAGUGUACUUCAAGCCUCACAUUGUCUGCAUUGAUCGUCUGUGGGAAGACAGCGCUGGUGUGAUGUGGCUCUAUGGCUGCUGGUUGAAGCGGCCAAGUGAAACUUAUCACUUGGAUUCACAAACGUUUCUGGAAAAAGAAGUCUUCAGGAGCUACUACUGCAACAGAGUUCCAGUCAGUAAAGUUCUCGGCAAAUGUGUGGUUCUUUCUGUGAAGGAUUACUUCGAAAUGCAACCUGAGGGCUUCAAACCUGCAGAUGUGUAUGUGUGUGAGUCACGCUAUGUUGGUAGUGGAGCCAGGUCCUUCAAGAUUAAAAUUUGGACCUUGCCACAGAGUCCAGUAAAGUUGGUGCCCCGGGAGGUGCCUCUGCCCGUCGUUCGUGUGCCCUCUAUGUUUGCCAAACCGGACCUGGACAAAGCGUCCUUCUCUCAUGCAAACCUCUGCAGUUUUGAGGACAAGGAGCGAGAGGAUGUUCCCAUGGAGAUAAAUGAAGCCGAGCCAGGCUGCCAGUACUUUGAACAGUUAUACUACAAUAAUAUGUGGUUUAAACUUGGAGACUGCGUUUACAUCCAGUCAGAUGGAUUGUCAAAGCCCCGGGUUGCCAGAAUUGAGAAGCUGUGGUUGCAGAAUGGAACCACCUUCUUCUUUGGACCUAUUUUCAUUCAUCCUGAGGAAACGGAGCACGAACCCACAAAGAUGUUUUACAAGAGAGAGGUUUUUCUAAGUCACCUGGAGGAAACCUUGCCCAUGACUUGUGUCCUAGGCAAAUGUAUGGUGUCCUCCUUUAAGGAGUACCUGUCAUGCAGACCUACAGAAUACACCGAGGAGGACAUCCUGCUGUGUGAGAGCAGCUACAUUGAGACAGAGAAACAAGUGAAAAAGUUAGAGGGUCUGAAGCGCUUCUCAUAUUCUGCCAAAGUGGUGGAGGAUGAGAUUUACUAUUUCAGGAAACUCUAUGUACCACCGGAGGAAGCUUCGCUGUUUUUUUUUUCUCCUGUGACACAUUCAAUGCCUCAAAUGCAAAGUUCUCGGUCAAGUGACAUGGACAUGAUGCCAUACACUGAGGAAGACUCUGGGCCACCGCCAGUGGGUCGUCGGGUCAUGGAGCUCCUCAGGGACCUCUAUGUUUCUGUAAUGAGCCACCAGAACAAGAAGUGCCGAUGCUAUAGUGACUUUCUGGCUGAGAUUCCUGCUGUGGAUCCUGCUGCCCCUGAGAAACCACCUCUCAACUUUGAAAUAAUCCGAAUGAACCUGGAGCGUGGUCGCUACAGGAGGCUGGACGUCUUUCAGGAGCACAUGUUUGAAGUGUUGAAGAAGGCACGGAGGCUACACAGGACAGACUCAAAGAUAUUUGAAGAUGCAGUGGAGCUGCAGUACUUUUUAAUCAAGACCCGGGAUGAGUUAUGCAAGAAUGGAGAGAUCCUAAUGUCCACUGCACUCCGUUACACUUUGAAACACUUACAAAGUGAUGUAUAUCGGGAAAAAAGAGAGAAAAUUCCCAGAGAGAUUGAGGAGGAUAAGAAGAAAACAAAAGAGAAACGGGAGAAAAACAAAGAUAAAAAAGAGGGAACAACCCAUUAUGUACAAAGAGAUCCCUGGGUACCAAAUCCGCUUCUCAAGUAUGUAAAGGAAUGCUCCUUUGACAACAUCACCUACAGCGUGGGAGAAUUUGUCUAUGUGGAGCCAUCAGAAGUGUACUUCAAGCCUCACAUUGUCUGCAUUGAUCGUCUGUGGGAAGACAGCACUGGUGUGAUGUGGCUCUAUGGCUGCUGGUUGAAGCGGCCAAGUGAAACUUAUCACUUGGAUUCACAAACGUUUCUGGAAAAAGAAGUCUUCAGGAGCUACUACUGCAACAGAGUUCCAGUCAGUAAAGUUCUCGGCAAAUGUGUGGUUCUUUCUGUGAAGGAUUACUUCGAAAUGCAACCUGAGGGCUUCAAACCUGCAGAUGUGUAUGUGUGUGAGUCACGCUAUGUUGGUAGUGGAGCCAGGUCCUUCAAGAUUAAAAUUUGGACCUUGCCACAGAGUCCAGUAAAGUUGGUGCCCCGGGAGGUGCCUCUGCCCGUCGUUCGUGUGCCCUCUAUGUUUGCCAAACCGGACCUGGACAAAGCGUCCUUCUCUCAUGCAAACCCCGGCAGUUUUGAGGACAAGGAGCGAGAGGAUGUUCCCAUGGAGAUAAAUGAAGCCGAGCCAGGCUGCCAGUACUUUGAACAGUUAUGCUACAAUAAUAUGUGGUUUAAACUUGGAGACUGCGUUUACAUCCAGUCAGAUGGAUUGUCAAAGCCCCGGGUUGCCAGAAUUGAGAAGCUGUGGUUGCAGAAUGGAGCCACCUUCUUCUUUGGACCUAUUUUCAUUCAUCCUGAGGAAACGGAGCACGAACCCACAAAGAUGUUUAACAAGAGAGAGGUUUUUCUAAGUCACCUGGAGGAAACCUUGCCCAUGACUUGUGUCCUAGGCAAAUGUAUGGUGUCCUCCUUUAAGGAGUACCUGUCAUGCAGACCUACAGAAUACACCGAGGAGGACAUCCUGCUGUGUGAGAGCAGCUACAUUGAGACAGAGAAACAAGUGAAAAAGUUAGAGGGUCUGAAGCGCUUCUCAUAUUCUGCCAAAGUGGUGGAGGAUGAGAUUUACUAUUUCAGGAAACUCUAUGUACCACCGGAGGAAGCUUCGCUGUUUUUUUUUUCUCCUGUGACACAUUCAAUGCCUCAAAUGCAAAGUUCUCGGUCAAGUGACAUGGACAUGAUGCCAUACACUGAGGAAGACUCUGGGCCACCGCCAGUGGGUCGUCGGGUCAUGGAGCUCCUCAGGGACCUCUAUGUUUCUGUAAUGAGCCACCAGAACAAGAAGUGCCGAUGCUAUAGUGACUUUCUGGCUGAGAUUCCUGCUGUGGAUCCUGCUGCCCCUGAGAAACCACCUCUCAACUUUGAAAUAAUCCGAAUGAACUUGGAGCGUGGUCGCUACAGGAGGCUGGACGUCUUUCAGGAGCACAUGUUUGAAGUGUUGAAGAGGGCAAGGAGGCUACACAGGACAGACUCAAAGAUAUUUGAAGAUGCAGAGGAGCUGCAGUUCUUUUUAAUCAAGACCAGGGAUGAGUUAUGCAAGAAUGGAGAGAUCCUAAUGUCCACUGCACUCCGUUACACUUUGAAACACUUGCAAAGUGAUGUAGAUCUGGAAAAAAGAGAGAAAAUUCCCAGAGAGAUUGAGGAGGAUAAGAAAAAAGCAAAAGAGAAACGGGAGAAAAACAAAGAUAAAAAAGAGGGAACAACCCGUUUUGUACAAAGAGAUCCCUGGAAACCAAAUCCUCUUCUCAAGUAUGUAAAGGAAUGCUCCUUUGACAACAUCACCUACAGCGUGGGAGAAUUUGUCUAUGUGGAGCCAUCAGAAGUGUACUUCAAGCCUCACAUUGUCUGCAUUGAUCGUCUGUGGGAAGACAGCACUGGUGUGAUGUGGCUCUAUGGCUCCUGGUUCAAGCGGCCAAGUGAAACUAUUCACUUGGCUUCACAAACGUUUCUGGAAAAAGAAGUCUUCAGGAGCUACUACUACAACAAAGUGCCCAUCAGUAAAGUUCUCGGCAAAUGUGUGGUUGUUUUUGAGAAGGAUUACUUCGAAAUGCAACCUGAGGGCUUCAAACCUGCAGAUGUGUAUGUGUGUGAAGCCCGCUAUGUUGGUAAAAUUAAGCCCUUCAAGAAAAUCCAAAUUUGGACCUUGCCACAGAGUCCAGUAAAGUUGGUGCCCCGGGAGGUGCCUCUGCCCGUCGUCCGUGUGCCCUCCAUGUUUGCCAAACCGAACCUGGACAAAGCAUCCUUCUCUCAUGCAAACCCCGGCAGUUUCGAGGACAAGGUGCGAGAGGAUGUUCCCAUGGAGAUAAAUGGAGCCGAGCCAGGCUGCCAGUACUUUGAACAGUUAUGCUACAAUAAUAUGUGGUUUAAACUUGGAGACUGUGUUUACAUCCAGUCAGAUGGAUUGUCAAAGCCCCGGGUUGCAAGAAUUGAGAAGCUGUGGUUGCAGAAUGGAACCACCUUCUUCUUUGGACCUAUUUUCAUUCAUCCUGAGGAAACGGAGCACGAACCCACAAAGAUGUUUUACAAGAGAGAGGUUUUUCUAAGUCAGCUGGAGGAAACCUUGCCCAUGACUUGUGUCCUAGGCAAAUGUAUGGUGUCCUCCUUUAAGGAGUACCUGUCAUGCAGACCUACAGAAUACACCGAGGAGGACAUCCUGCUGUGUGAGAGCAGCUACAUUGAGACAGAGAAACAAGUGAAAAAGUUAGAGGGUCUGAAGCGCUUCUCAUAUUCUGCCAAAGUGGUGGAGGAUGAGAUUUACUAUUUCAGGAAACUCUAUGAACCACAGAAGGAAGCUUCACCCUUUUUGGACAAGAAGAUAGAUGAGCUUGAACCUAAACUGGUAGACAUAGAGGAUGGAUAUGAUGACAUGGAAGACAUGGACGAGAAGAUAGAUGAGCUUAAACUGGCAGACAUGGAGGAUGGAGAUGAUGACAUGGAAGACAAGGAUGAGAAGAUAGAUGAGCUUGAACCUAAACUGGUAGACAUGGAGUAUGCAGAGGGUGACAUGGAAGUCAAGGACAAGGAUGAUGAUGUUCCUGUGACACCUUCGAUGCCUCAAAUGCAAAGCCCUCUGUCAAGUGACAUAGACAUCAUGCCAUACACACCUUCCCAAGCCUCUCCAAAUGUGAUGGGUUUAUCAAAGAAGGAAGGAGCAAGGAGGAAAAUGAAUACGAAUGGCUACAUUCUUUUCAGCGGCGAAAUGCUGGCUUUCAUCAAGGAUCGGCACCCAGACCUUUCGUUCGGAGAGCUGAGUCGAUUACUAAGCACAGAGUGGAGGAACCUCGAAGCUUCCAAAAAAGCAGAGUAUGAAGAAUGUGCCGCAAAACUUUUGGAACAGCAAGAACCCGAGAGGCCACCCCAGGAGCAAGCUUCUCCUUGAGCAGGUCCCCCUGUGGGGGCACUGAUGGGGGUAGUGCCUUCGCCUAGCACAAUGGGAAUGAUAAACCAGACUAUGCUACCUGUGUCAGGUAACCCCUCUGUGUUUGUCAAUGUGCUCACCAAAUAAUGUUACGAGGCCUCGUUUCCAUCGGUCACAGGAUUUGUAGUCUACUCGAAGCACUACUGACCGAACUUCUGGUAAAAAAAAUCCAUGCCGUGUCUCGAAUGCCUAUUUUGUCACAAAAAAGCGACAAAAUGUUCUUUUUUUCAUUUUAGCUGUAGUUAAGUUCUUAUAAAUACUGAUGGUAUUUUGUUCUAUUGUAUCUAAUCCUGUUGUUAGUCAUAUUUACCACAAACACAGUACUUUUGGGUUUUAAACUAAUCAAGUUCAAUACUAUUUCAACUUAGACCAAUUUUCGAAAACACUAAGGUCCUUCUAUGUGUGGAUGCUCCAAAUGUUCUACCAGUUUGUUGUGGCCAUUUACCAUAGAAACUCACUUGAUGACUGUUUUUCUAAAAGCUUUUAUCCGAACUGAAUGUUUCCGUUAUUGUCAUUCAUUGUUUGUUAUUGAGUGAUUGUUGAAUUUCCCAAGCUGGGAUCAAUAAAAUAUCUUUAUCUUAUCUUU
This is a messenger RNA of Oryzias latipes (Japanese medaka), 12779 nucleotides long. RefSeq lists its product as uncharacterized. Gene Ontology annotation, cellular component: RSC-type complex; SWI/SNF complex. NCBI's taxonomy places the organism in Eukaryota, Metazoa, Chordata, Actinopteri, Beloniformes, Adrianichthyidae. Gene Ontology annotation, biological process: chromatin remodeling; transcription elongation by RNA polymerase II. Gene Ontology annotation, molecular function: protein binding; chromatin binding. The record is from RefSeq and is a predicted model, not a curated record.